Molecule: messenger RNA, 1442 nt
Organism: Momordica charantia (bitter melon)
Lineage: Eukaryota; Viridiplantae; Streptophyta; Magnoliopsida; Cucurbitales; Cucurbitaceae
Product: Lactate/malate dehydrogenase family protein
Biological process (GO): lactate metabolic process; pyruvate metabolic process
Cellular component (GO): cytoplasm
Molecular function (GO): L-lactate dehydrogenase (NAD+) activity
Source: RefSeq, a predicted model, not a curated record
AUAGAAUAGAACUCUAAAAAUAGAACUGGGGCCCAUCGUGACCAAUAAAACUGCGCCAAGUGGAACUAUCAACUCCGAAGAAUGUUGACCGUUGAAAAUCUGCCCACGGCUAUUCCACUUUCCCCUUUCUUCUUCUUCCUCCUCCUUUUUGGAGAAAUGGCCAUUUAAAAUCCGCCAAGUUCUCUGUAAUUUAUCUUCCGAAGACGCAAUCUCAGAAUCUUUUACCACUGGAAUUAUGCAGAAGAGUUCAUCGGAGUCUUUGUUAGGUCCCGGCGGCCUCGACAUUUCCCAAGCCUUCUUCAAGCCAAUCCGUGACGCCGCUCCGCCGUCGGCUCUGAAGCGCCACACCAAAAUCUCCGUCAUCGGAGCCGGAAAUGUCGGCAUGGCCAUUGCUCAGACCAUCCUCACUCAAGAUCUCGUCGAAGAACUCGUUCUCGUCGACGCCAAGCCCGAUAAGCUUCGCGGCGAGAUGCUCGACCUCCAGCACGCCGCUGCCUUCCUCCCCCGAACCAAAAUCAACGCCUCCACCGAUUACUCCGUCACCGCCGGGUCCGAUCUCUGCAUCGUCACGGCCGGCGCGCGCCAGAUCGCCGGCGAGUCUAGGUUGAAUCUGCUGCAAAGGAACGUUGCUCUGUUUCAGAAAAUCGUCCYUCCGCUCGUUCAAUACUCUCCCGACACGAUUCUGCUGAUCGUCUCGAAUCCGGUCGAUGUUUUGACCUACGUCGCGUGGAAGCUCUCAGGUUUCCCGUCGAAUCGAGUAAUCGGAUCGGGAACGAAUCUGGACUCGUCUAGGUUUCGGUUUCUCAUCGCUGAUCAUCUCGACGUCAACGCUCAGGAUGUCCAGGCAUACAUAGUUGGAGAGCACGGUGACAGCUCGGUGGCGCUGUGGUCGAGCAUAAGCGUCGGCGGUGUGCCGAUACUCAGCUUUCUAAAAAAUCAGCAAAUCGCAUAUGAGAAGGAAACACUAGAGAACAUUCACAAAGAAGUGAUAGGUGGUGCUUACGAAGUGAUAAGCCUCAAGGGAUACACAUCUUGGGCGAUCGGGUACUCGGUGGCGAGCCUGGCACGAUCGUUGAUUCGGGACCAGAGGAGGAUCCACCCGGUCUCCGUCCUGGCCAAAGGGUUCUAUGGGAUGUGCCGACGGCUGAGGGAGUCGGCCAACACCAUAUUGGAGGUUCAGAGCCAGUUGGGAAUCUGAAAACAACACUCCAUCUCCAUGGACCAUGGAUGUGUUUUCUUUGGAAGUUUAUUUGAUGGGCGAUCUGAUCUGUGUUUGUUUUGAGUUUUGAAGUUAGCUUUGAGGGAGAGCUGAGAGAUUUGGAAGUAGUUGUUAAGGAAAUCUUUUAUGUUAGUUUCUUUACAAUACAUCCCAUGCACACUUUUGUUAGAAAAGAGAAUAGUUGCUAAAGUAAUUAAUGAAGAAGAACCGAUAGUUUAUUCAA